Molecule: messenger RNA, 740 nt
Organism: Rhizophagus irregularis DAOM 181602=DAOM 197198
Lineage: Eukaryota; Fungi; Glomeromycota; Glomeromycetes; Glomerales; Glomeraceae
Source: RefSeq, a predicted model, not a curated record
UAGACCUCCCUUCACAUUUUCUCACAUUUGUUUGGGGAAAAAAUAUAGGCCGGGUUGAUGAUCAGUAUUCCGGACUAAAUUUUCUGCAUUAAAUAUAUUACUUUAUUAUAGCAAUCAUGGCAAAUAAUAAUCCCGAAACGCUUGCUCAGUUUUAUGGACUGUUUUUAUAUAAGAAGAAGGAUAUAAUAGCUAUUCAGGAGAAACUCGCUAUUGGCCCUGGCAAUGCAAAUGAAUUAGUAGUGCCUCCAGAUUCCGAGCUCAUGGGGAAAAUACUUGCCGAUUCUUACAAGCUGUUGUUAGAAUUGGUAGGGGAUUUAAUUCCGAUACAGGAGAAACUCAACAUUGAUGGUAAUCCUGUUCUAGAAGUGGAACUUAGAAGGGAUAAAGCCUCUUCGGAUAAACCAAUUAGAUUAUUUGAUUUGCUUUUAUACCUGGAAGAGGACAUAAUAGCAAUUCAGAAUGAACUCGGUAUUAUUGGUUAUUCUAAUCAAGAAAGGGCAGAAGAAAUUGAUGAGAAUGUAAGAGCACAACCCCAAAAGCUUGAGGAAUUUCACGGUCCCUUAGAAGAUGAUCCAGGUGUGAUAUUACCGAAAUAUGGUGAAAUGUGGGUAAAGAAAAUUAUGUUUACUGGAGAGGGGCUUCCAUUAUUUCCGAAGCUCUCUCCUCAGCAAUUGCACGAAAUAUUCGUCAAAAAUUCAGCUAACACCGAUCAGUGCCCAUGUCUAGAACAGGUAAGCUAA